This is a messenger RNA of Sitophilus oryzae (rice weevil), 3548 nucleotides long. RefSeq lists its product as uncharacterized. Gene Ontology annotation, cellular component: cytoplasm. Gene Ontology annotation, biological process: regulation of proteolysis; proteasome-mediated ubiquitin-dependent protein catabolic process. The transcript has 14 exons. The coding region runs from base 247 to 2820 and encodes 857 amino acids. Lineage: Eukaryota; Metazoa; Arthropoda; Insecta; Coleoptera; Curculionidae. Gene Ontology annotation, molecular function: ubiquitin protein ligase binding. The record is from RefSeq and is a predicted model, not a curated record.
GAUAUAAACAAACAACCUAUUAUAUUCUGAGACUUGUUCUAUGGUGUUCUAACUAUUGGCUUCGUCCAUUGGCUUCGUCGCUAAUUUCAGAUUUGUUUACAUUUAUUGACAGCUAAGCUGUAUAAAAAUAAUUUGUUAUUCCGGAUUAGAAGAAAUAGUAAAUAAUUUGGCUGCAUAUUUGUCUUAUUUAUAUUCUAGUGCUGUAUUUAUCAAUUUUUAAUACAUUGAAAAAAUAUAAUUAAUAAAAUGGUUGAUAAGGCGUUUAUUGGAACGUGGGAGAUUGUGAACUGCGUAUUCAGUAAUAUUGAAAAACACUCUUUUAGCAAUUUUACAGGAAAUGAUUUAUUAGGGAUAAAAUUUAUAUUGAGUAAAAACGGAGAUGUAUCAUGGAUAAUACCAGAUAAGUUUAAAAAUAUUCCAUUAUUUCAAUGUGAGACUUACGAGUAUCAUACAAGAACAGGAAUUGUUCCAAACCUACAUAUUUGUUUUGGGGCAUAUAUUGGACAAAUUUUUGAAUUUAGAAUUUAUAAUCUGAAGUCUAAAAAGAGAAUUAUAUUAUCAGGGUGUGGAUUGCAUGAAAUUGAUUGCCAUUAUGUUGAGCAAGCAUCAGACUCUAGUGAGUUUGACAUACCUUUUAGUCUACUACCUGCACUCGAGGAGGAAUAUUUUUCAGACCUUACUAUUAUGGCAAAGAAUAAAAGACAAUUCAAAAUACACAAGAUAAUAGUGUCGUUACAAGCACCAGAUGUAAAUUGGGCUACUGAUCCUCCCCCUUUUUCUUUCCUCUCUGAAGAUACAUUGGGUACAAUAUUAUAUUUUCUGUAUUCUGAAUGCUUACCUGAGGAUUUAACUGAGUCAACUGCUGAAGAUGUAAUAAAGAUUCUGUCAGAGUAUAAAUGUUUGGAAAAGCUGACAGAUGCUUGUAAAAUAUAUUUAACUAGAUUACAGGUUACAGAUGAAAUAUUGGGCUUAUUAAAUGAUAUCCAUUUAGGAAUUUACAAAAUUGCUGAAUAUAUUAGCCCGUCAGCAGUAGAACAUAAAGCAAAAUCGGAUAAAUCAGAUACAAUUUUGGUAAAUCCUGCAACACUCUUUAAUGCUAUUAAACAUUGCUUUAGAGAAGGUUUUGUAGUAAUUGCAAAGUUUAUACAAUUUUGUGAUAUAUUUACUGCUAGGAGAAACAAUAAAUCUAAUGAAGAGCAAGAUGAAAUUCUAUAUAUUUUUAAGUCUAAAGUUCCAAUUUAUAAACAAGAGAUUAAGAAAUGUUUAGAGGGUCUAAAAAGAAAUUACCGAUCAAUGUCUCAAAGUCAAAAAAUUGAACUCGCUACGUUUAUUGUCCCUGAAAUUGCAUCUAUAUUAUCAAUGGGUAUAGCAUUGUUACAAGAUAUAGAUAUAUUUCUUCAAAAAGUUAUUGAUGAACAGAAAUCAUCUAUUGCAAAACCACAGUUAAAGGGCAACGAUAAUAUAAAUAUUCAGUUACCAAAAAAAUUUGGUUUAAAUGAACUUAGUUGUCUUAUUUGUGUUCAGGAGAAUAUUAAGAUAUUAUUAGAGGCGUUGACAUCAAAGAGAGAGCAAUAUGCAUUCAUGACCCUACAGGAACAAACCCAGGUUAUCAGUAGAAUUUUAGAUUAUAUUAUUAAAGAAGAAUUACCAGUUUUUUUAAUAAGGCUUGAUGAAAUUGUUGAUUUAUUUGACGAAAAAUUGGAAUUACACGAAUUUAAGUUUUUUUUCAAAGUCGAAACUAGUAGAGUUACAUAUGCAUUGAGAAAAUUAUUGGAGUAUAGAAAUAGUAUUCAGGGAGUCGUUACUUUACUUUGUGAGAUUAUACAACGAGAUGGUCUUACUCAGACAUUACAAAACUUGAAAUUAAUUCCCGAAUCAAUAAAGGAAAAUGUUUUGGAACCUCACACAAAUGAAGAUAAAAGUACUACUUCUUGUCUACCGCAGAAUCGCCAAGAGUUGAAUUUGGUUAAAUCAUUAUGUGUGCCUCCUGCAGUUCAAGAUAGCAAUCUUUCUAAGAAUUUGGUCAAACUUUUCAGUGAAGGGAUAGAUACUGAUAUGGAGUUUGAAAUUAUCUGUGAUACUAAAGAAAAUUCUUGUGAGAAUAAUGCAACGGCAGAAUCAGACAGACAUAUUUUUAAAGCACAUAGAGUUAUUGUAGCUGCAAGAUGUGAUUGGUUUAGAAGGGCCCUGUUAUCUGGAAUGAAGGAAGCUAUACACAAGAGAAUUGAAAUUCACGAGAUAAAUCCUGUUGUUUUUAAAAUAUUUUUGGAAUAUCUUUAUGGCGGGAAAAUACAGAAACAAGAUCUUUCCAUGGAACAAUUAUUAGAUCUCAUGUUGCUUAGUGACAGGUACGAAAUGGAUGCCCUUAAACAGACUUGUGAGUGUUCUCUUAAGAAGAGCAUCGAUAUUGAUUCUGUAUUGUACCUAUUAAAUAUCGCCUAUCAAUAUAACGCUAUGAUUUUGAAGAAAAUGUGCACAAGGUUCAUAUUAGCUCAUCAUGAACUUAUGGAGGGUGAGGAAUUUGGUGACCUACCCCUUGCUUUACAAUCCGAAAUAAUUGAUAUGGUAUGGACAAUGCCUGAGCCUACAUCCGAUUCUGAUCUUGAGAGUGACGUUGACAGCAUUUAUUCCGACGUCGUUAAUAAACCACCAACAACGUCUGAAGAAGCUGAAGGACAUUCGACUUCGAAGCUCGAGUCGCAGGUGGCACAGUUGCGAAACAUUCUGGGAGAUGCUCCGACGAAAUCUUGUCUGGUGCAACUUAUUUUGGCUGCCGAUUAUAAUCUUGAACGUGCUAUCAACUUUUACUAUUCGGCCUAAUCUAAUAGUUGAUGAUAGAUGACGAAAAAAAUUUUUGAUAUCAAGUUACUUUGUAGUAAGUACUCAUAAAUUCAGCUUUAUUUAGAUUUUACAGAUUUCGAAACAAACAGUAUUAUUUUAAUUUAUUUUUGAUCAACGUAUAUUAUCGUUUGUAUGGAGUGUAUUUUGAAUUUAAAGAAAAUUAUAGACCUUUAUUUGGCUUUUUAAACGCAAAUUUUAAAAAAGAUUUCGAAACAAACAGUAUUAUUUUAAUUUAUUUCUUGAUCAACGUAAAUUAUCGAUUGUAUGGAGUGUAUUUUGAAUUUAAAGAAAAUUAUAGAACUUUAUUUGGCUUCUUAAACGUUCUAUGAACUAUGCUUUUUUUUUGUUUAGAAAUAUAUUUUAUAUAAUUUGUCUUUAGAGGUACUGUGCUGAAAAGCCUAUGCGAGAUUUCUAAAUAUUCUGCAGCAUUUAAAAUUAGUUUGUUAUUUUGAAUCUUUUUAAAAAAUAUUUAAUGAUAAUUAAUUUUUAAUGGCUAAUUAAUUGUAGGCUAUAUUCACAUAGGGUAACUUUUCAUGUCGUCCGAGUGGUUGUAUUACACAGUUAUGUUAAUAAUAAUGUUAAUGUUGUUAAAAUAAAUAUUUGUAAUUGGACAUAAAGCUUCAUUCAGAACUUCCCAAUUAGUGGAAUAAAUUAGUGGUUUCAAUUACACUAUAUACUUUUUAGUUUACGAUCAUUCACAAUGUCUA